AUGGCUACAAUUGAAAAAUCUGUGGAUGUCAAAGUGGGAGAUCUUAACAAGACAUUUCGGCUCAACGAUAGUUUUUAUGAUUAUUAUGAUAGAACUUACUCUACUGCAAAGAAAAUUUGGAAAGCAUUGCAGAGUAAAUAUGAUACAGAGGAGGCUGGAGCGAAAAAAUAUGCUGCUAGUAGAUUUUUUCGUUUCCAAAUGGUGGAUAACAAAUCAGUGGUAGACAAAGCUCAAGACUUUAUAAUGAUCGUUGGAGAGCUCAGGUCCGAGGAGAUAAAAAUUGGAGAUAACCUUAUUGUUUAUGGCAUAAUAGAUAAACUUCUACCUUCAUGGAAGGAAUUUCAAAAAACUAUGUGCCACAAACAAAAGGAAACUUCACUUGAGACAUUGAUUAUGCGAAUCCGCAUGGAAGAAGAAGCAAGGGGCCGAGAUGCACUUUUGCAAAUGGAAGAGAGCACCUUACAACCCGUCACAAACAAGGUAAAUUUAAUGACUUCAAAUAAUGCUGCUCCUAAUGCUAACAAAACUACCUCUAUGAAGCCUAAGAAGAAAAUAUUGUGCCCUGAUAUUGCGUAUGCAGUUGGAGUACUUAGCAGGUUUACAAGCAAGCCAAGUAAUGAACAUUGGCAUGCCAUAAUGAGAGUUAUGAAACAUUUGGUUGGUACAAAAUCUUAUGGCUCGAGAGUUAUGAAAUAUCUUGCUGUACUUGAAGGCUUUUCUGAUGUAGAUCGGAACAAUUUAUCUGUUGAUUCCUGUUCUACCACUAGCUAUAUUUUUACUUUGGGAGGUGGUGCUAUUUGUUGGAAAUCAAAAAAUCAAACUAUUAUUACUAACUCUACCAUGGAAGCUGAACUAAUUGCUUUAACUUCAGCUGGUGAAGAAGAGAAUUGGUUAAGAGAUUUAUUAUUUCAAAUACCUUAUUUUGAAAAAUCAAUUCCUCCUAUUUUAAUUCAUUAUGAUAGCACCGCAGCAAUUGGUAGAGUUCAAAAUAGUUAUUACAACGGUAAAUCCAGACCUAUAAGGAGAAAACACAGUACUGUGAGAUCAUAUUUGACAAGUGGUACCAUUAAUGUUUAUUAUGUCAAAUCUUGUGAUAAUCUUGCAGAUCCACUAACGAAGGCCUUGGCAAGAGAAAGGGUCUGGAGCACAUCGAUGGGGAUGGGAUUGAAGCCCAUAAAUUCAUAA
Messenger RNA from Lycium ferocissimum, 1185 nucleotides. RefSeq lists its product as uncharacterized. NCBI's taxonomy places the organism in Eukaryota, Viridiplantae, Streptophyta, Magnoliopsida, Solanales, Solanaceae. The record is from RefSeq and is a predicted model, not a curated record. Bases 1 to 1185 code for a protein of 394 amino acids. The transcript is spliced from 3 exons.